AUGGGUCGACGGGAGAUUUGCUUUUUUGCUUUUGUAAGCUUGCAAACCUCACAGACCACAGGUGAAUCCGAUGCUUGCAGAGGUGUCGAGGAGUGCGAACUCUGCCUAUUUAGGCCAUCGAGCGAGCUGGAGGGGCUACAGGCGGAGCUGCGAUCAGCAGUUGCUAAUGCGACCAUUCUACCACAUUCCGGGCAAUUCCAAGCUUCUGAGGAAUACGACGCGUACGAUCAUCAUUGGACUGACCGUACAUACGGAGGAAGAGGUCAUGGAUACAACCGUGGGGGCUACAGCCAGGGCAGGGGAGGCUAUGGGUACGGAAACAACCGUGAAUCAGGACCACGAGGAGGAUACCGCGGAGCACGACAGGGAAAUGGAGGAGCUCGUCAGAAGAGAUGCUAUAUCUGCGGGAAACCAGGAUGUUGGUCCAAGUAUCACACCGGACACGAACGGAAACGAUCUCUCGACAACUUCCCCGAGCCGCACUUCUUUGCGACGGGCGAGUCAGCCACACCGCCGGACUUUCAAUUGUUCCUGAGCGAAUUUGAAGGCUCAGAGGAAAAGGGAGGCCCCGACGACGAUGAUUCGCAUGGCCCAGAACAGAUGCUCGCGACCAUGGCCAUUGAUGACGAGCACGAGGGGUUCAUGACGGAAAUUGGAGAAGUCGACGGAACAAAGACGAUAUCUAUCCUGAAUAACCAGUCGACAUACCAUUUCCUCACCAAGGAUGAUAUUUUCCAACAACAGCCCGACGGACAAACUACGGAAGUGUUCACACUCGACAAUCGGUACUCGUCUGACAAUUUUCAAGGCAUCAUGCCAGACACUGGAGCCGCCGGAUGUUCAUCCGCUGGUGAACCUCAGUUCAAAGCACUGUGCAGACUGGACCCGAGCGUCAAACAACUGGAUACUUCCCGGGCCGGGGAACAUAAGAUCAAUUUUGACGACGGAGACCCCAAACCUUCCUUAGGGACUGCCGAUGUCGACACAUCGAUCGGCACAAUCUCGUUCCAUGUCCUCCCACGAACACACCAUUCCUCUGCUGCUUCAAGGAUAUGGAUGCUAUGGGAGUGGAACUCCGGAGCAAAAAGAAUGUGCUCGAACGAGGGGACAAGAGAGUUCCCGUUAUACGGAAGUGGGGACGCCCGUGGAUGUGAUGAAUUUCUCCAAGGCUCUGUUCGGAUCUGCCUUGGUCAUCACAUCCACGGGCGUCCCCACUUCCGUAUAACGGGAACUCUCUUGUCCCCUCGUUCGAGCACAUUCUUUUUGCUCCGGAGUUCCACUCCCAUAGCAUCCAUAUCCUUGAAGCAGCAGAGGAAUGGUGUGUUCGUGGGAGGACAUGGAACGAGAUUGUGCCGAUCGGGGUGUCGACAUCGGCAGUCACGAGCCAACUAG
Molecule: messenger RNA, 1392 nt
Organism: Penicillium bovifimosum
Lineage: Eukaryota; Fungi; Ascomycota; Eurotiomycetes; Eurotiales; Aspergillaceae
Exons: 1
Coding region: 1-1392 (463 amino acids)
Source: RefSeq, a predicted model, not a curated record